Xylaria bambusicola is the source of this 814-nucleotide messenger RNA. RefSeq lists its product as uncharacterized. NCBI's taxonomy places the organism in Eukaryota, Fungi, Ascomycota, Sordariomycetes, Xylariales, Xylariaceae. The transcript is spliced from 4 exons. The record is from RefSeq and is a predicted model, not a curated record. The coding region runs from base 268 to 585 and encodes 105 amino acids.
UCUCUUUGUUUCUUCUCUUCUCCCCAACAUCUCUUCCCACAUCUCUCCAAGACCCAUUAGACGUCGUUUUCGUCUCGCGAGAUUCGCUGUCUCUCCCAGCUUUAUACGUCUUAUUCUCCUCCAGAUUCGCCCUCUUCCACGCACCCCCAAUCCAUCCCAAGUCAGUUUCCCAAAACGGACAAAACAUCCAGACAACCACACACCGGAACCUGUCGCAACACACCCCAACCUCUUUCGCUGCCCAAUCCUCCCGUAGUCGCGUCCAAGAUGCCUCGCGAAGGUACCCGGUCGGCCACCGGCAAUUCACGUCCGCGCGUCUUCCAGUCGGUCGACACCGCUCCCGCCAUCAAGCGCACUUCCAAGCCCAAGGCCAAGAAGCCCGCUGCCGAGCCUGCUGUGAAGCCUGCGAAGCCCGUCGGCGUCACCAAGAAGAAGGUCGCUCCUAAGAAGGAUGGUGCCGUUGCAAAGGUCAAGGCUGCUGUUAAGAAAGUCGAGGCCAAGGCAAAGAAGGCUGCCGCCCCCAAGCCAAAAGCCGCCCCAACCAAGACUACCCCGACUCCUGCUCCUGCCGUAGCUGCUAAGUAAAUGUCGUUACUAUGAUGAGCCCUUGUCGAGGGGAUGUUCAUGUCUAUCUGAAGGCGAAUAUCCUUUGGAGUGGGUGUUUCUGAUACAAAAGAAUUCUUAAUCCCUCACGAUAGUCUCAUCUCGGGGCGAUGGCGGCUGCUUCUUGUGUGUUUACAAUGCAUGGUCUUAUUGAAAUUUCUUGUUGCUGCGCGUGACGCGUGCGAGUGCAUCCAUCAGUCUAUCCGCACAA